Molecule: messenger RNA, 4448 nt
Organism: Ctenocephalides felis (cat flea)
Lineage: Eukaryota; Metazoa; Arthropoda; Insecta; Siphonaptera; Pulicidae
Product: adenylate cyclase type 9-like
Exons: 6
Coding region: 155-4363 (1402 amino acids)
Biological process (GO): cyclic nucleotide biosynthetic process; intracellular signal transduction; adenylate cyclase-activating G protein-coupled receptor signaling pathway
Molecular function (GO): adenylate cyclase activity
Source: RefSeq, a predicted model, not a curated record
UGUGCGCUGCUUUACAUUCUGCUCUGCACAAUCAUGUGGUUCUUCUACUUCUUGUCCAGCGGUCUCUCAGGAAAUGUACAACACUGGGGCUUCUUUUGCGUCAUCCUGGCCUUGCUGAUUCUCUUCAUAGGCAGUACUUUAUGGCUGACAUACCAUGAUCUAUACCGCACCCAUAUGUAUAAAAAUAUCAUUCAGCGUCGCUUUUAUUUUGUGCUCGGUCAGCCUUUGUCUGUUAUCCAUUAGCUCAGUCCUGGUGGGCCAGACAGAAAAAUUUGCAUUGAGCUCAGUUGGACAUUUUGCGAUAUGCGUCGAGAUACUUCUGGUUAUUUACACAGUAAUACCUCUACCGCUGUACAUUUCGAUAACAAUAUGCGUGCUUUAUUCGAUUGUUUUUGAAAUAGUUGUUGUUAAUCUUCAUAACGAUGCUGAAUCACAUAAAUUAACAUCAGUUUUCAUUCGCAUACUAAUGCAGUUAUGCAUUCACAUUUUGGGUCUGCACAUACUCACAAUGACAUUGGUUCGGAUGCGAGGGACUUUUAUGAAGGUCGGUCAAAGCCUUCUGGUUCGACAGCAACUGGAAUGGGAAAAACAGCUUAAGGAGAAGAUGAUACAUUCUGUGAUGCCUCCAAAGGUGGCCGAUUGGUUGAUGAAUGAAAGGAAUAUUGAUAAUGAUCAGAUGGUUUAUGCUAACAUGCGUCCGAGGACUUCGAACCCAUCGGAUCUUAAACGACUUUUUCGUCCUUUCAAUAUGAAUUGCAUGGAAAAUGUGAGCAUACUCUUCGCUGAUAUAGUGGGUUUUACGAAAAUGAGCAGUAAUAAGAGCGCUGAACAACUUGUCGGAUUACUUAACGAUUUAUUCGAGAAAUUCGAUACGCUCUGCACCGAUAAUGGCUGCGAAAAGAUUUCCACUUUGGGCGACUGUUACUAUUGCGUCUCCGGCUGCCCCGAGCCGAGGCCCGACCACGCCGUCUGCUGCGUUGAAAUGGGCCUCGGAAUGAUCGUGGCGAUGGCCGAGUUCGACGCUGAAAGGCACGAGGGCGUCACCAUGCGCGUCGGUGUCCAUACGGGCACCGUACUCUGCGGAAUCGUGGGCACGAGGCGAUUCAAAUUCGACGUCUGGAGUAAUGAUGUCACAUUGGCCAACAGAAUGGAAUCUACCGGCCGUCCUAAACAAGUUCACGUAUCCGAUAAAACAUGCGAAUUUCUUGGUAAUUCUUAUCUUCUAGAAGAAGGCGACGAAGUUUGCGGUCACAAGACCUACUUCAUAAAGGGGCGAAGAGAUAACCACUACAUUCAGCACGAUUGGGAAGAAACCAAAUCAGCAGUUUUGGAACCAACUCAAGUCAAAAUAUCGCCUCCAUCUACGCCAAACUCAAUGCCUAUAGAUUUUGUUAAUAAAGGACUUAAUAAUCCAACAUUAGCCGAUAGGUUUGGAAGAGAUUUAAAUAAUAAGUUAUCCAGUUCACAUACUUGUACACUGAGUACGCCGUUUGUUUCGAAAAGUAAUUAUAGCUUUCCUUCGAAUUCUCCUAAUAUUUCACCUGUGUCUGCAGGAAAUAUUUCCCAAAAUUCGUGCAACAAAACUGACUCAAAAACUAAAAGAUAUUCCAUGAAUAUUUCUUCAAAUAUGCAUAAAAUUACGACAAAACCCAUAAGCGCUGGGCAUUCACCUAAUAUUUCACCGCAAGCGUCUCCUAGAUUAUUAAGACCUGCCAAUGCAACUGCUAAAAUUGGCGACUCCCAUCUCAAAGCCCCUGAAAAUCCGUUUAAAACAAAAGCAAGUAGUUUACCCAGUAUUUUAGACUCAGAUAACGAGGAAGAUGCUGACAGAGUUUACAGGACUACUGUCCGGAAAAAUAAACAGAGCAACCCUUGGAAAAUAUUAAAAUUCCUCAGAAAACCGGAUUUAAACGAUACGAAAUCAGAAUCGGAAUCUCUGCGUAAACCAACGGCGAGUAAUGGAUAUCAACAAGUUCCCAUAGUAAUUCAGACGGUGACAUCAGAUGAUACAAUCCAAUUUACCAAUUUGGUUAAACCACGCGAAAAUAACUUGGAUAUACGAUCUUACAUCAAUGAAUCUCGUAGCGAUGUUACGCCAUUUGGGAGAGCUAGCAGCUACAAGCACCAGCGGUGUAAAUCAGAGGUAGCAGCAUUGGAAAGAGCUUCGAGUGCCACAGUGCCGUUACCAGUGGAUCAACCGUUGAAUAUAUCUAUGAACCAUAUCCAAAAUAAUGUUGCAAAUCAUGUGCACGGGACAUGGGCGCUCAAGGUUCCUACAGACGAAAUGCGAAGCGUUAGUCCUUCUGUUUGCAGCCGAAAGGAUUCUGGUAUCAGAAGUAAUAGCAGGCGUUCCAGUAUACAACAACAGAUAUACGCCAUGAACCUGCACAACUUAUCUCACUCGGACAUCAUGCAGCAUCGGGUUUCUGGCUAUUACACUUCAUCGCUUUCCAGUGUGGAUGUUCGUAAUUCUGUCCAGCAUGAAAAUGAUAUCAUCACUGCACAAACUCUGAGGAAACAGUCUGAUCUACAAUUAAUUCGAUGCGUUCAAGACAACGUGAAAUCACAAAGGAGUUACUUCGUCAAGCCACCAUUGUAUAAUAUUAGUUUAUUUUUUAAAGAUAAAGAUAUGGAGAGAGAAUACCGAGCUAGAGCUCAUAAAAUUGGUGAAAAAGAAAACGAAAACCCUCCUACACUCGCGACUUCUAAAUUUAACACUCCCAUAGACGUUUUGGUAUCAGCGGUGAUAUACCUAUUAAUAUCAAUAUCGUUAUUCCUGCUCCAGAUGCCACACAAGAUGUGGAUUUGCAUGUUUAUGAUGUUCAGCAGUUUACAGUUUUUUGCUUUGUUUUUAUGUUUUCGAAAUAUUUGCAAACCAGAGGUUACCACUCGAGGAUACAUCUGCACAGAUAGUGUUUUCGAAGUAUUCUCCAGAUGGUACCCAUGGCAUUUUUGUGGAGCAGUUUUAUUGUCCUUACCAAUGGUCGCUGUUCUCACAAAUUUUGUUUUGAUGGAUCACACUCAGAUUUACAUAAACGAGUUUUAUUUUAGCUAUUUAUUUUUUAUAUGCAUAGUUCAUUUUUGUAAUUUUACACAGUUAAACUGCUGGAUGAAAAACAUAGUUUUGACAAUUGGAGCUAUUACCUUUAUAGGAAUUGCCAUUUUCAAUUGCCCGGUAAAAAUCCAGACAAACAAUUUACAAAUGCGUAUUGAUAACGCACAUAAUAUAAGUGUACAAUAUAAUUUUCUGAAAGCGUUAUCGACGUUGCAACCAAAAAGACUGACAUCCCCAAAUCCUAAUCCUAAUACGAAUAAUAUUACUAUAUAUUUAUUAAACAGUUCGAACUCUAUUACUGAUAGUGAAAUAAACUCUAAGCAGACGGAUACAUUGUCUGUAUUAACUAGUAAAAUUCCUGCUUCAAAAGAAAGUACUCUGUCGGAAACUAAUAAAACCAUGCAACUCAUCGAUAAAAGAAUAAACAUGAUAAAAAAAUUGCCACUAUACAUUAAUCAUAACUUAUAUCACGUUGAAAUUUAUAUUGACGUUAUUCUUUUAUUGAUAUUAGUUUGGUUUCUUAACCGCGAAUUUGAGAUUAGUUACAGGUUGAGUUUUCACGGUAAUGUUGUGGCAAAUCAGGAUAAAGCAAAAGUCCAGAAUAUGAAAAAUCAGGCUGAUUGGUUACUGCAUAAUAUUAUACCUCAACAUGUAGCUGAUCAAUUAAAAAACACUGCUAAAUAUUCUGCAAAUCACGAUAAUGUGGGUAUUAUAUUUGCCAGUAUAGUAAAUUUUAAUGAAAUGUACGACGAGUCGUAUUUAGGGGGUAAAGAGUAUUUGAGAGUUCUUAAUGAACUAAUAGGCGAUUUCGAUGAACUACUCACUAAGCCAGAAUUUAAAUCGGUAGAAAAAAUUAAAACUAUUGGUAGUACUUUUAUGGCUGCUAGCGGACUAAAUCCCCAACAAAGGGAAGAGGAUAAAAAUCCUCACGCGCAUCUAUUUGCUCUGAUGGAUUUUGCUAUCGCAAUGCAAAAUGUAAUCGACAGUUUCAAUAAAGAUCUUUUAGAGUUUAAUUUAAUUUUACGUAUCGGGUAUAAUUUUGGAGAAGUAACUGCUGGUGUUAUUGGCAACACUAAAUUGUAUUACGACAUUUGGGGCGAUGCCGUUAAUAUUGCCAGCAGAAUGGACUCCACGGGUGUAAAUGGGAGAAUUCAAAUAGGAGAGCAUUGUCUGUCUGUUUUACAAGAGAGGUAUGAAUUCGAAGAGAGGGGAAGUGUAUAUGUUAAAGGAAAAGAUAAUAUGAAUGUAUUUUUAUUGAAGAAAAAAAUAAAUAAUUUAGGUUCAACAUUUGACUUGUAUGAUAGUUAAGUGUUUAUUUUAGUUAUUAUAUUUUAACAUUUGACAUGGAAGUGACUACAGACUUUAUAUCUGUUUAAAUGUCUUUUAUACUUUG